Molecule: messenger RNA, 1143 nt
Organism: Paecilomyces variotii
Lineage: Eukaryota; Fungi; Ascomycota; Eurotiomycetes; Eurotiales; Thermoascaceae
Product: 40S ribosomal protein S4
Exons: 5
Coding region: 61-849 (262 amino acids)
Biological process (GO): translation
Cellular component (GO): cytosolic small ribosomal subunit; ribosome
Molecular function (GO): RNA binding; structural constituent of ribosome
Source: RefSeq, a predicted model, not a curated record
GAUUCUUCCUUCGCGACACCCUCGACAACUUUAACGGUUUGAGUCGACAGAGCAGUCAAAAUGGGCCGUGGACCAAAGAAGCACCAGAAGCGCCUUAGUGCGCCCUCGCACUGGCUCCUGGACAAAAUGUCCGGAACCUAUGCUCCCAAGGCCUCUCCUGGUCCUCACAAGCUCCGGGACUGCCUGCCUCUGAUCGUCUUCAUCCGUAACCGCCUGAAGUACGCUCUUAACGGCCGCGAGGUUACCGCCAUCCUGAUGCAGCGUCUCGUCAAGGUCGACGGCAAGGUCCGCACUGACUCGACCUACCCUGCCGGUUUCAUGGACGUCAUCACCAUCGAGAAGACCGGCGAGCACUUCCGUCUCGUCUACGACACCAAGGGCCGUUUCACCGUCCACCGUAUCCAGGCUGAGGAGGCUGAGUACAAGCUGGGCCGCGUCAAGCGCGUUCAGCUCGGCAAGGGCGGGAUCCCAUUCUUGGUUACGCACGAUGCGAGAACCAUCCGCUACCCCGACCCCUCCAUCCGUGUCAACGACACCGUGAAGAUCGACCUUGCCACCGGCAAGAUCACCGACUUCGUUCGCUUCGACACUGGUGUUGUCGUUAUGGUCACUGGUGGUCGUAACAUGGGUCGUGUUGGUGUCAUCACCCACCGUGAGCGUCACGAUGGUGGUUUCAACAUCGUCCACAUCAAGGAUGCCAUUGACAACACCUUCGCCACUCGUGAGUCCAACGUCUUCGUCAUUGGACGCGAGAAGCCCUGGAUCUCUCUGCCCAAGGGCAAGGGUGUCAAGCUCUCCAUCGCUGAGGAGCGUGACCGCCGCCGUGCUUACGCUAUUGCUGGCCAGUAAAUUGGUCCGGUAGGUUCCAAACAAGCGUAACACUCAAACCAAAAAGUAAAAAUAUUUUUUAUGAGAGACGGCGUCUUGUCUUGACUUGCAGCUGUGUGAGGACAACAGCCUAGGAUUCGCGAGGGAAAAUGGCGCGUAGCAUAGGGAUUCGCUCUAUCUUCUAUUCGAGUAGAAAUCCAGACAUAGCAAGCAAACAGCCCGGGAUGGGAUAUUUGUCUCCAUAGUUCAUGAUAUGAUACCUUUUCUGAUUCUUCAUGAUGUUGAAACCCCGUCAGCACAUAUCUCGUAAUAUCC